Bombina bombina (fire-bellied toad) is the source of this 1698-nucleotide messenger RNA. Its product is annotated as oocyte zinc finger protein XlCOF7.1-like. NCBI's taxonomy places the organism in Eukaryota, Metazoa, Chordata, Amphibia, Anura, Bombinatoridae. The record is from RefSeq and is a predicted model, not a curated record. Gene Ontology annotation, biological process: negative regulation of transcription by RNA polymerase II; regulation of cytokine production; regulation of immune system process. Bases 42 to 1469 code for a protein of 475 amino acids. The transcript has 7 exons.
CACAUUUAUAGCAUCUGACUCAGUCAUUGACGAUAAACAAGAUGAACAAAUACAGGAAGCAGAUGGCAGAGCAGUUCCUGAGUCAGACCCUGGGUAUCAUUUGCCUGCUGACAGGAGAGGAAUACACCAUUGUGAAGAGGACGCCCUCCUACAGCAGCAUUCACUGGCUGAGCGGAGAGGUGCCUAUAAAGUGUGAUGACGUUGCCGUAUAUUUCUCUAUGGAGGAGUGGGAUUAUAUAGAGGGACACAAGGAGCUAUACAAGGACGUCAUGAUGGAGACUCAGCAAGUACCAAGGACUAUAGAGAUCCCAGGAAAUGAGAGCUUAGGUGAUGUUAAUGCUGACGUAGUUGAUGAGACUGAAGAUCUGAGUGUAACGCGUCAGCUUGAAGCUGCGGAGCAGGAAAUGUGUGACAGCGGCAGUGCAGAUAAAAUUAACCCUGAAUUAGCAAAAGUGGAAGAAACAGAAGAUCUGUGUGUGGUGAAAACCCUUGUGAUUCGGGAGCAGGGAGACUAUGAAGAUAUUAACACAGAAAACCAUGAGGCUACGGACACAAAUAAAAUUAACCCUGAAAUAGCAAAAGUGGAAGAAACAGAAGAUCUGUGUGUGGUGAAAACCCUUGUGAUUCGGGAGCAGGGAGACUAUGAAGAUAUUGACACAGAAAACCAUGAGGCUACGGACACAACAGAUCGAUCUAUGAGCUCAGAUGUUCCUCAAGUCCGGAGUGUAGAUAAUUCUUUCACUCUCUUUAAAGCUUCACAACGCCACAUGGGAACUGCAUCAUUUUCAUGUUCAGUAUGUGGGAAAUGUUUUACCCAUAAUUCAUAUCUUGUUACUCAUCAAAAAAGUCAUACAGGAGAGAAACCAUUUUCAUGUUCUGAAUGUGGGAGAUGUUUUACCCAUAAUUGGGAACUUAUUAGACAUCAGAAAAGUCAUACAGGUAAGAGAGAAUUUUCCUGUUCUAUAUGUGGGAAAUUUUUUACACAGAAAUCACAUCUUAUUACACACCAGAACAUACAUACAGGAGAGAAAGCAUUUUCAUGUUCUGAUUGUGGGAAAUGUUUUACUUAUAAAACAAAUCUCAUUGACCAUCUAAAGAUUCAUACAGGAGAAAAAGCAUUUUCAUGUUCUGUAUGUGGGAAAUGUUUUACCCAGAAAUCACAUCUUGUUACUCAUCAAAAAACUCAUACAGGAGAGAAACCAUUUUCAUGUUCUCAAUGUGGGAAAUGUUUUACCCAGAAAUCACAUCUCAUUACACAUCAGAGCAUUCACACAGGAGAGAAAGCAUUUUCAUGUUCUGAAUGUGGGAAAUGUUUUAGCCGGAAAUCAUUUGUAAUUAAGCAUCAGAAAAUUCAUACAGGAGAGAGAGAAUUUUCAUGUUUUAUAUGCGGGAAAUGUUUUAGAAAUAAAUCAAAUCUUAUUAGACAUCAGAACAUUCAUACAGGAGAAAACUCUAAUAGUAUAUGUUAAGUCUGUUACUCAAAUUGAGGAAUUGUUCCAAUUCUAUAUUAUUGCAUUGUUGUUUAAUAUAAAUUUGUUAAUGUUGCACUGGUGCUGUACUAUGUUAUUUGAGAAGAAAAUAAUUACAUAUUCUUCUCAAAUAACAUAGUAUUAUAAUUACAAUUUUGUAUCUUAAUUAUUGCUCUUGGUGUAUUCUUGUGUUACCAAAAUCUUAUAAAUAAAGAUUAAGAACACCCCA